CACUGAAAUAACGAUUUCCGAUUUCACGUCAUAUUGUUCCGUACACCUCACUAGGAUCAAUGCAAAAGGUCAUGGCGAAAACAUGUCGACAGCACACAAAAGGGACUUCAAGACACUAGCGUCUGAAUAAGUUAAGAAACCGUGUUAGGAACGGGGAUGUGUUAGAUAUUUCAGUGAGUGUGAGCAACAGAAUACAUAAACAGGUUGUGCUUAUCUCUUCAAGAAUAACAACUCGUUCAUCAAUAGCUUAAUGCCUCGGAUAAAUAUGGACUUAAUAAGAAUACUAUGGGUAAAAAUAGAACUACUACAGACUUUUAUCUUGUGGUUUCUUCAAUAUAUAGGAAGCAAGUGGAAAGUACGCAAGCUAAAGAAAGCUAUCCAAAGAUCAGAGUCUGAAUGCCCUAAAAAAAAUGAGAACCACAACAACAGCCAUAGAAAACCUUUCCUAGAAUUUAAGGAAAAAAUUGAUGAGAAUUUUAGCAUUGCUCCCGAGAUAGUAACUUUCACUAAAAUUAUGGGAAAACUGACAGGAAUUAUGGUCACUACGAACGGGAGUGACACCUGUUUCCUACAGAAGAUACGACGAUUAAAGAAUACAGUGGGAGAAAGUGGAGACCGCGCAGUUUUAACUUUCACUACAGUUUAUCAUGCGUUUGGCGUUGAGGACAGUUUGAAUGGCAUCUUUAAACUAGCACGUGAAUGGAAAAAGUAUAAAACAGAAGUGAUUUUGUUUUAUGAUGAAAAGGUCGAUGAUUUUUAUAUGGAAAAGAAAUGUCCACACUUGAAAGAAUUUCGACUGCUUGAUACAGACAAAGAAGAAGGUAUUCAGAAUGACUGGUGUGCUAUUGAAUGUGAAGUGAACUGUGACAGCGUGUAUGAAACCAAUGGCGUGGAAAGAAAUCUGGUCAAUGCACUGGAGCAUUAUUUAGAAGACUACAAAAGAAAGCAGAAAGAAAUUUAUGAAUCAAUUAAAAAUAAUACAAUAAGCAAUGACAACCUAGUUGUAAUAAUUGGUCAUCCACAUGGUGGACCCAAGCAGGUCAGCGUGGGUCGACACUAUCCACUUCUUAAAGAUGAACCCAAAAAAGUUAGAAGUAGUCAGCUUUGGUGCCGGUAUUACUAUGAUGCUCCCACUUGUAUAGGCAACAGUGGAUCUCCUGUGUUCAUACCUGGUCAACCGAUUGCCGGAUUUGGUUUUUGGUUCGGACAUCAGCACAACCACAAAAGCGAUGUUACCUCUACAAGUAGAUGGGCCAGAGCAAAACGUAUAUAUCCUGAUAUAAAGUGUUUGGGGAUGAGCUCAAUAGGCGUUGAACAGUGUUAAACUUGACUAAACACAUCACAUAAGUAAGUAGGCUUAUUCCUUUUGAUUACCAGUGAAGGAUAGGACCGCCAUAGCACUUUGAAUUCGGACUCUGGGCAGUUCCCCUCAGCUGGAUCCUUGUCCAUCCUGCCGUCUUCGCCUCUUGGUCUACUGAAUAUGCCAUUAUCGCUUUGGCCUUUCGGACUUUCUCUUUCCCUGCAGGUUCCAGUCUGGGGCCUGUUUUGAAAUGCUUUGUUGUUGUGUUUUUUUUUUGCAAUAUCUUCCCAACCCAACCUCCAUUUUGUGUUUUCCGAUUUCUUGCACUAUCAUUGCUUGCUGGGUUUUUUUUUCUUACUGACAAUUGUUUGAGAUUUCGUUCGGCCAUCUAACAUCAAUUUAUGUGACGUAAACGUUUGUUAAUGAACGCUUGGAGCUUGUUUGUGUUGCUAUUGACGCCAUGUCUCUGCACUGUUGUCACACCACCAUUUGAUACUGUGACGUACUGGCUGGGAAAUAUUGAGAAACUCUGAGUAAAACAAAUAAUAGUGCAGCACGAGAAAAAUAAGAGUUAACAAUUGAAUUGUGGGUAAUUGGUCACAUGAUUAGAGAGCUGACCACAUGGGUAAGAAGCAGUGUCUUUGAGCUGGAUUGACGUUGUAUGCACUUAAUUUAUUAAUACAGUAUCAGUUGCGUACUUAGAAUAUUCUAUUGGAUUUAUGUGGCAUGAAAUGUAUUUCUGCAUGGCUGGUUUUGCCAAGCUUAUGUGUAUCUUAUGUUAUGGAUAAUAAAAGAAACCACUGCUAUUCAGGGACUUUGUGCAUAAUUUAAAUAUCUGUUGUGAUGUGCUAUAAGUAGAGAACUUACGAGACAAAAAGUAGUACAAGAGCUGAAGUAAUAUCAAGAGAUCUUUAAUUAUACUAUCAAUCACAAUCAAAAUUUACAUUGAAGACUUUACAACUAUAUAAAAAUAAAAGCACUUCUAUCACAUUUGUGUUGAAGAUGCGGAUUUUACCUUUUAGACACAGCACUUUUCACCGCUAGAUCGGUCCUAGAGUACUGAAAGCAAGUCUAGGCUUGUUGAUUCAAUGUUUGACAUCUUUCCUGAGAUUUUAUCGAUUGGAAUUAUAAGCCCUAGUUAUAAAAACACACGCAACAAGAACAAUCCAGAAAAUUAUAGACGAAUCAUACUACUCUUAUGAAUGCUUGGAGCUUGUCUAUGUUGCUAUUGACGCCAAGUCUCUCCACUGUUGUCACACCACCAUUUGAUACAAAACUUAUUUUAACUCACUCUGUCUGUCUG
This is a messenger RNA of Biomphalaria glabrata, 2603 nucleotides long. RefSeq lists its product as uncharacterized. Lineage: Eukaryota; Metazoa; Mollusca; Gastropoda; Planorbidae. The transcript has 4 exons. Gene Ontology annotation, molecular function: serine-type peptidase activity. Bases 251 to 1324 code for a protein of 357 amino acids. The record is from RefSeq and is a predicted model, not a curated record. Gene Ontology annotation, biological process: proteolysis.